AUGAUAAGUUUCAAUUAUUUCCGUCUUAGCAUAGCUAUUAUAUUAUUUAAUGAUGUAGAAAGUUUGUUGUUUCCUAAUGUGUAUCCACGAAUAAAUUUACAAGCUAAGCACAAGCAUGUGGCAGGAGAUCCUCUAAUACUAACUCCUUAUCUAGAAGAAAACCAAAUUCAGUUGGCUCAAAACCUUUCACGCGUCCAAUUGACGGAAAAAAUUGGUUUCGCGAGUCAUGCUGGCUUUUUCACAGUCGACGUUAAACACAACUCCAACCUGUAUUUCUGGUACUUCCCAGCUUUUAAUAGAAACAAAGGGGCUCCAGUUGUCUUGUGGUUGCAAGGCGGCCCCGGAGGCAGCUCACUAUUUGGAUUAUUUGCUGAAAACGGUCCUUUAAUAGCCAAACCGAGUGGCUUUUCCAGAAGAAAAUAUCAUUGGGCACUCGAAAACCAUCUAAUUUUUGUGGAUAAUCCUGUUGGAACUGGGUUUAGCUUUACACAAGAUGAAGAGGGGUACUGCCAAAAUGAAACAUGUAUUGCAAAGGGAUUGUAUAACUUCCUUCAACAGUUCUUCAUGUUGUUCCCAGAGUUAAGGAAUAAUGAUUUCUUUAUUACUGGUGAAUCUUACGCAGGGAAAUACAUACCUGCAUUAGGAAUGUAUAUACAUAACCAAAACUCCGCUUCAGAGCAGAAGAUUUCUUUAAAAGGUAUGGCGCUAGGAAAUGCAUAUUGUGACCCAAUUAAUCAGUUAGAUUAUGGGAGUUAUUUAUACCAAAUUGGAUUGAUUGAUACGAAUGAAAGAAAUUUAUUUUAUGAAAUACAAACAAACAUAACAGAAUUAAUAAAAGCACAAAAUUGGAUUAAAGGAGACAUACUCAUGGACCACCUAAUGGAUGGAGACCUAUCUAAUUUCUCAUAUUUCAAAAACUUUAGCGGCUUUCAAACAUACUAUAACUUUUUGAUGGAAAAAGUUGACAUAGAUAUACCGGCCUUCCAAAAAUUGUUGAAUAAUGAUAAAGUGCGGAACAGUGUUCAUGUCGGUGGCCUACCUUUUAAUGACGGACAGAAAGUCCAAUUACAUUUAGUCCAGGAUAUUUUGCAGUCUGUUACAUAUGAAAUAUCACAGCUUUUAUCAAAAUAUAGGCUCCUAUUCUACAAUGGCCAACUAGAUAUAAUUGUUGCUUAUCCAUUAACAGAAAAUUUCUUGCAAAAAUUAGAUUUUUCCGCUGCAGAUAUAUAUAAAAAUGCUGUGAGGAAGAUUUGGAGAGUGGGCAAAGAUCUCGCUGGAUAUUAUAAGCGGGCAGGAAACUUAACAGAGGUUUUGGUCAGAAAUGCUGGCCAUAUGGUGCCCAGCGAUCAACCGAAAUGGGCUUACAAUCUCAUUUCUAGAUUUAUUAAAAACAAAAUAUAG
This is a messenger RNA of Leptosia nina, 1401 nucleotides long. The record is from the annotation of a GenBank genome assembly. Lineage: Eukaryota; Metazoa; Arthropoda; Insecta; Lepidoptera; Pieridae.